Molecule: messenger RNA, 5329 nt
Organism: Crotalus tigris (Tiger rattlesnake)
Lineage: Eukaryota; Metazoa; Chordata; Lepidosauria; Squamata; Viperidae
Gene: METTL6
Product: methyltransferase like 6
Exons: 6
Coding region: 603-1490 (295 amino acids)
Source: RefSeq, a predicted model, not a curated record
CGUAGAUUUUGGGCAGGGAGAUCCGGGAAACUUUUGACGGGGAAGAAGGUUGUGCGGGUGGCGGGACGAGGUAGGUAGGUAGGUAGGUAGGUAGGUAGAUAGGUAGGUAGAAAGAAAGAAAGAAAGAAAGAAAGAAAGAAAGAAAGAAAGAAAGAAAGAAAGAAAGAAAGAAAACACUAGGUAAAGCCUACCACCGCACGAGAUUGCCGCAUUUGGCCCGAUCCGCAAAGGGUUCUUGAAUUGAUAGCAACCCUCAGGACGCGGAAAUCCAGAUCCCUAAUUGGAUCUUUCUGCCUGAUACGCCCUUCCUCGGAGCUGAACAAGAGUCGAUCACCUUGGGACACUUUCUGUUUUGUUUUCUUGGAAAACACGAGUGUAAAAAGGUGUAUUGAGGUGCUGUCAGAUUAAUAGUUUUUCUAUUUAAUUGAUUUUAAGCAAAAAACAGGUGAAGAUUCCUACCAGGAGAAUUCAUCUCUUGGUAACUUCAGAUUGAUCUUUGAAUUCUUGUUUUGGCUACAGAACUUCUUGCAUGAUAUGUGAUAUGGGCAAUUAUUUAAUUAAGGAUUAAUGCAGCUUUGAAUCUGCUAUGUCCAGUAAUUAAGAUGAUUAAAUCCGAAAUUCUGAAAAGUCACUCAUCUAUUCCACAUACUGAUGAAGUAAUAAUUGCUUGUGAAGAUGAGUCUUUCCAAAAAACAGAGCAGAAGACAAGAAUUCUAGGUUCUGAAGAAGCAAAACAAUUAGCUCAAAAUCAGGUCUUAGUAUCUGAUUUCAAGAAGCAGAAACUUGAGAAAGAAGCACAAAAGAACUGGGAUCUAUUCUACAAAAGGAACAGUACCAAUUUUUUUAAGGACAGACACUGGACAACAAGAGAGUUUGAAGAAUUAAAAGCCUGCCGUAAAUUUGAAGAUCAAAAAUUGACAAUUCUAGAAGCCGGUUGUGGUGUUGGGAACUGUUUAUUUCCACUUCUAGAAGAAGAUUUGAAUGUUUUUGCUUAUGCGUGUGACUUCUCUCCCCGAGCAGUGGAAUAUGUAAAGCAAAAUUCUCUAUAUGAUGCCAAAAGAUGCAAAGUAUUCCUGUGUGACCUGACCAAAGAUGAUCUUGUGGAAAAUGUACCAUUAGAGUCGGUGGAUGUGGUUAUGUUAAUAUUUGUACUUUCUGCCAUUCAUCCUGAGAAGAUGCAUUUAGUUUUGCACAAUAUUUAUAAGGUUUUAAAACCAGGUAAAUAUGUCCUAUUCAGAGAUUAUGGCCUUCAUGACCAUGCAAUGCUGAGGUUUAAAUCUGCUUGCAAGCUGGGAGAAAACUUCUACGUACGACAAGAUGGAACCAGGUCAUACUUUUUUUCUGAUGUAUUUUUGGCAGAACUUUUCCUGUCUGUGGGAUAUGAGGAAAUAGUCAAUGAAUAUGUGUUUCGAGAAACUUUGAACAAAAAAGAAAACAUACGUGUGCCAAGAGUUUUUCUCCAAAGCAAAUUUCGAAAGCCUCAAAAAUAAGCUUUGACUAAUAAGUUGUUGGACAGUUGAAGUUCAAGAUUACUUUCUUAUGUUAUUCAAUUUAAACCAAUUUUUGUAUCAGGUAUGUCCAAUCUGUAGCUCCUGGACAGUUGGCAAUGCAGCCCUAAAAGAUUGUGAAAUUUUAAUAUAUUAUUUUUAGCAAUAGUUACCAUAUUAUGUAUUUUAUAUAUGUUCAAGACAAUUCCUCUUUCUCAAUGCAGUGUAAGAAAGCCAAAAAGUUGGACAUCCACAUUUUACAUUCAUGAAAAUAAGCCUAGCACUUACAUAGUACUCUUCUGUUGAUACAAUCUUGAAGAUUAUGUUUUUAUUUUAAAUAUAAUUCCAUAAUUUUUGGAUUAAACUACCAAUUUUCAGAUUUAUCAUUCAGGAUCAUAAAGCUUUUCUUGGAAAGACUUUAAAAUACUUAUUGUCAGGCAGAUUCCAGAAGUGUGGCUAGCCUCAUAUAUAAGCAGUGUCUGAUUUCACAUGAUAGCUUUGUUGAUACAACAGUGAGCCAGUACUAGCUUACUACAUCUUAGCCUAACAUAAUUGUGAGUACCUAGCCAAUAUAAUUAGUUUAUAAUUCAUUAUUUUUAAACUCAAAACAUUACGUUUUGUUAAACCUUGGUGAGUAUAGUCACAGUUGUACAAACAUAGUAUGUUAGUAAGCCUGUAGUUUAGUUUGUUCAUUAUGAGCCUCUUUUGUGGGUUGUGAAUCUUAAAUUGUGAUGUAAUAUGUUGUGCAAUCCCAACUAAUAGUAGUUCUUUUAAUUCAUUAUUAAAUAAAUUGUAACUCAUCAUAAUGGAAGCCACCUAAGUGACUUUGGGCCAGUCACUCUAUUUCAGCCCAACACACCUCAAAUGGUUAUUGUUGUGGGGAACAUAGGUGGAGGAAGGUGUGUUGGAUAUGUUUGUAUCUUGAGUUAUUUGUAAAAUAAUAAAGGCAGGAAAUAGAGGAUAGAUAGAAUGAAGAGAGGAGAGAGAGAGUCUGAACUCUAAUAUUAGAUAAGCACAUUGGAUGCCCAAAUUAAGAUACCCAUGAAAGAUACCUGUUUGUACACAUAUAUUUUGCUCAUACAUUUUGAAAUACUCUGCUGCUGAACAAAAUAUUUUUGUACAUGUGGUCCUGAGUUUACAACCAUUAAGUGUUCCUUACCUUGUGAUGGCACUGAACUAGAUCAGGGGUCCCCAACCCGCAGUCUGUGGAGCAGCAAGCCAGCAACUGGUUUGCACAAACAAGCAAAGCCCCAUCUGUGGGAUGCAGGCAGCACACAAAACCACACACCCUCCAGGCUGCAGAAAAACCUCUCUCCACGGAAGCGGUCCCUGGUGCACAAAAGGUUGGGGACCUCUGAACUAGAGAAUUUACAAUAUAUUUUGAGAAUUCUAACGAUUGCAGUGUUUCCAUUUUCAUGUGAUUCUGAACCUAGCUUUUGGAUGCCUGGUCCAAAAGCUAGGGUUAGAAUCACAUGAUUGCAGUUACAUGAUUGCAACUUCCAAUCAAACAAACAUAAUGAGGAAACAAGCAGGAAUCAGAAGUCCCAGUCAUAUGAAGUUCUCACUUAACAACCCAUGUAAUCCUCACUUAAAAAUUUUAGCUGAGAGAGCCAGAAUUGCUCUUGUUAUAUAACAGGGUCACGUGACAUUAUGCUUUAUGACUGCAUAACUUAGUGAUAGCAAUUCUGGUUCUACUGCCAUUGAAAUAACUAAAUAUUGUAAAUUGGAGGAACAAGCAAAUGCUUCCUUGAAUACAGAAGCUGUCUGCGAUCAGACAGGAAAACAGGACAUUUGAUUGAUAAAGCUGGGAUGAAGCUAGAAAUUCUCCUAUUUAACAUUAUUGGAUUGUAUUUACUUGGCACACUCAUUUGGAAACUUAGCUAUGUUCACACAACUCAUUAACCCAAUUUUAAGUAAACCAUUGUCAGUUGUCAGUGUUCAAAGAACACAUUGAAGCAUAGAUCAUACUGGCUGAAAUAAUACAAUGAAUUAAGACACAAACUAAAGUACAUGUUAGUUUAAUGUGCAAAUGAAGUGGUGUAGUCAUUGAUACUGGUUUGGUUCAACCCAUUAGACCAGGCUAAAUUUGUGUAUGCUUCAGAGUGUUCUUUCCACUUUAAAUGGGGAAAAAUUGUUAAAGGAGGAUGAGUAAAAAAGAUGGCUACUUCUGUUGUAAUAAGAGCAGGCUUCAGUCUCUUCAGUUUUUUGGCAAUAGGUAAUUAGAAGUAAGUAGGCUAUGUUUGAAAUAUUCCAUUAAUGUUGGUGUUACAACUUCUUGCAUCCAGUACAAUGAGCCAAAAUUAUGUCCUACAUCAGGCAACUUAUUUUUUAAAUAUUGCAAAGGCUGAACUCUCUUACUACAUUAAAUAUUUGCUUAAUAUGAUUAAUUGACUAAACUGCAAUUGGCUUAGCCUUUGUGCCAUUAAAAACAAAAAGUUGGAUCAGACAUGACUUGAGAGACCUGUGAUAGGAAUCGCCUGAUGUUUUCUUGGCCCAAAUAGAUGGGAAAUCUGGGCCAUGUGGCCCUUGACCAAAUUGUAAAAUCAUUCUCCUAGUAAUCAUUUAUGACUUGGAUCAAAACAAACUGUCUCUUGUGCUGGCAGCCCACUAGGCAGGAAGUGAGAGGGAGGGGGGAGGGAAGGAGGGAGAAGCAGCCAUAAAAAAGCAGGCCUGGCAGAAAAAGAGUAAGGGAAAAAGGCGGUUAUGUUCACUCUGGGCUUUGCUUUCCCUAGCACAAUCCUAUGAAAUCACAAUGCUCAUUCAGGCUUAAAAUCAGUUAGCAGAAAGCCAAGUUUCAGUCAGGUCAUGGCGGUGGGCUGAAAAGCUAAUCUUUUAUUCUUCUUGAGUUAUAUUCCUCAUUUUCAUUUCCUGAAACUUAUAACUCAUAAGAGGUUAGAAGAAUAGGGUAGGUGCCUUUUCCUCUUUAUUUAUUGUGGGGAGAAGAACUUGUAUGAAGAAAGCUGCACAAAUCCAGCCAGUAUGUUUUGAAAACUGUGAUUUAAAGCUUAAUAGGUUGUCAUUUCAGUCAGCCAUCCUAUUCAGGUUAAGGAAGCCAUGGCUUAGUGUAUGAACACUGCCACUGUAAUUUAAUUAAGAAACUAUGUUUAAAACCAAACAAUGGCUUAGAAUGAUACAUUGACCCGGUACUAAAUUUAAUAUUUGAAUAUUUUCAGUCUGUUCUUGAAUGAUUUAAAAGUUGAUUGAUAAAAAGGGCAUAAUUUGGGAUGCUUUAUUGAUUAUAUUAGGUAUCAAGUAUACUUCAUAGCUAAUUAGUUCAUGCUUUUCUUUUUGAUCAGAGUUAUAUUCAACUUCAUUUACACUAGUUUUAUAGCACCGAAGAAGACAGAGUGUUGGUACUGAUAGGGUGGAAUGUACUUGCACAAUAUAUUGUUGGGAUGAUUACUUGGUAACUGUUUUCAAAACAAUUUCAGAGACAGUCUCAUUUUAACUGGGCUCCUGUAAUAUCACCAGUCCAUGCAGGAAAUCUCUGUACAACAUUGUGACAUAAUCAAUUUCUGUUACCAUGGAUCAGUUCUUUUGCUUAAAUUUUUUUCAGUUUACUUUCAUCCACAUGCCUUAUUAUUUGUUACUAAAAUUAUAAAAAGAAAUUCAUUGUUGGUUCUUCUAUCUGGCAUAUACACAACUGACUUAUAAACUUCUGAAUUGUUAUAUAAUGUUAGAAUGGCUGCCUAAAAUCAUAUGGUAACAGAAGUGAAAAUAUUGGAUAAUUACAUGACAAUCCCAUUUUUGCUGUUAAGGUAUCUCUUAAUUAAUCUAAUUGAUCUAAUAGUUGUAUUUCAUCAUUCAGAAGAUCCAAAAUAAAGUGGGCUGACUAGGAAGUA